AUGUUGUCUAUUCAAAAAAAAUAUUCAAGACUUUUUAGACCUUGGGAUGUGAGUGAUAGUAAAAAUACCGAGGAAAUAGAGAUAAGUGAAUCAAAUGAAAUAAAAGACAUGGAACUAAAGAAAAGAAAAGAAGAAAAACGUGAAAGCCGCUUAAGGAAAAUCCGUGGAACUUUCAAGAAGAAUGAAAAUAAUAAUCACCAAGAUGCAACUGUGUCUACAACGACUAUGGAUAAUGAAGAUGAUAAAAAACGGAAUUUAAGUGCUCUUGAAGAUGUUCCUGAUUCACCCGUCGCAAGUCUAAGCUUGUGUUGUGAUAGACUUUUAAAAGAACCGGAAAAAAUAAAAAACGAAGAACAAGAAGAUACCAUUAAGAAAUCCGCUGAAAAUUUACAUACACACAAUUUUCUACAUCAAAAUAUCGUGCCGCCAAGUUCUUACAAUCAAAGUUAUAUACCUGAAUACUUACCUACAGACAUCGCACAUACGUUAGGUAUACCACCAACAGAUCCUCUUCUUCUGGAAUCAUUAGCUCAAGGGUAUGCAAUGGAACUAGAAUACGCAAGAAUAUUACAACAAGAAAACGAAGCAAAACUCCUUAACGCGAGAAAGCAAAGACCGAAGAAAUACAAAUGUCCGCACUGCCAAGUUGGUUUCUCCAACAACGGACAAUUGAAAGGGCAUAUACGGAUUCAUACGGGUGAAAGGCCUUAUAAAUGCGAUGAAAAGAAUUGUGGGAAGACCUUUACGAGGAAUGAGGAGUUGACGAGGCAUAAACGGAUACAUUCUGGCGUUCGUCCAUACCCCUGUCCUACUUGUGGGAAGAAAUUCGGCAGAAGAGAUCAUUUAAAGAAGCACACGAGAACUCAUUAUCUUCACGCUGAAAGGAUGAUGCCUGUCUUCGUGCCGCUAUCUGCAGUUCCACAUGUUGGCUUUCCUUAUUUAUAUGGGUAUUAG
Melitaea cinxia (Glanville fritillary) is the source of this 954-nucleotide messenger RNA. It is a transcript of the gene hkb, whose product is annotated as zinc finger protein 629. Lineage: Eukaryota; Metazoa; Arthropoda; Insecta; Lepidoptera; Nymphalidae. The transcript has a single exon. Gene Ontology annotation, molecular function: RNA polymerase II cis-regulatory region sequence-specific DNA binding; DNA-binding transcription factor activity, RNA polymerase II-specific. The record is from RefSeq and is a predicted model, not a curated record. Gene Ontology annotation, biological process: regulation of transcription by RNA polymerase II. The coding region runs from base 1 to 954 and encodes 317 amino acids.